Messenger RNA from Eutrema salsugineum, 2671 nucleotides. RefSeq lists its product as uncharacterized. Lineage: Eukaryota; Viridiplantae; Streptophyta; Magnoliopsida; Brassicales; Brassicaceae. The transcript is spliced from 5 exons. The record is from RefSeq and is a predicted model, not a curated record. Bases 173 to 2197 code for a protein of 674 amino acids.
AUACACAACAAUCUUCUUCAUUACUUUUGCGCCGCGUUGUCUCUCUCAAAAAUUCCCUCUUACCUCUCCAUCAAUUUCCUCCAAAGCAAGUAUUCAAUCUUAAUCCGAAAUUGGUUUCGCCAUCUCUCAGUGGUGAAACGUUUUGAGGAUUCUGUUGAAGAUCCUCUAGGAAAUGGAAUGCAACAAGGAUGAAGCGAAAAGAGCAAUGGAUAUUGCUGAGAGGAAGGUCACAGAAAAGGAUUACGAUGGUGCUAAAAAAUUCGCUAACAAAGCUCAGAACUUGUAUCCCCAGCUAGAUGGUUUGAAACAGUUGUUGAUGACUGUUGAUGUUUAUAUCUCUGGAGAGAAACAAAUAAACGGAGAGGCUGAUUGGUAUGGUAUCCUUGGUGUUGAUCCUUUGGCUGAUGAUGAAGCAGUGAGAAAACAGUAUCGGAAAUUAGCUCUUUUGCUCCAUCCAGAUAAAAAUAAGUGUAAAGGUGCAGAAGGUGCGUUUAAGCUGCUUUCUGAAGCUUGGAGUAUACUAUCUGACAAGGUUAGGAGGUUCUCAUAUAACAUAAAGAGGCUUAAAGAAGCUCAACAAAGAUUCACAACAACACAGAGUGGGAUUCCACCAAGGUCUUACGGGUUUCAAAAUGUAAAAGAGUUUGUGGUUUCGAAUGCUAGGGCUAGAACUAAGCCUUCUGCUCGUAUGGAUAGAUCCCGCACGGAUCCGCCUGCUUCGGUUCAGAAGGAGAGUAGUACGUUUUGGACAAUGUGUAACAGGUGCAAGACGCAAUAUGAGUACUUGAGAGUUUAUCUUAACCAGACUUUGCUUUGUCCAAACUGUCGUGAGGGUUUCAUUGCAGCUGAGAAAACUGCGCCUGCAAGUGUUCCGAAGCCAGCCAACCAACAGCAACGGAGUUCCAAAAAUCAAGCUGCAACCAAAAACUCGUCUGGUGCUUCAACGGGGAGAGAGUCUAAACCAUCUGUUAGCCAUGGUUUUCGGUGCGAAUCUUUGUCAAGGAUGGACGGUUCUAAUAGCCGAAACGUCACAAAUCAAGCUACGAAUGUAGUUCAGCAAGCACGAGAUGGAUUGAAAAGAGAGUUUGGGGAGUCGCAAGAAAGGGAUACUGCUAGAGGAUUCACAAACUCGGAUCUGAGGAAUCUUAAAAGGUCAAAGACCGAUGAUUCCCAUAUGUUUGGUCCAUUUAAUCCUCCCAAAGGAAAUCCUGAAAUGCUAAACAUCAUAGGCUCUCGUCAUGCUACUCAUAUACCAGGAAUGAUAUUACCUUGUGACAUAACAAAAGCGCUUAUGAAGAAGGUUCAGGAAGAUAUAUCUAAGAGAUUUUCGAAGAUAGCCUCUGUAAUGGUAGAGGAUGUGAAAGCAAACGAAAAGGAGAAAAAGAGCAUGAAAGCAACAAGCAAGAUGAAUAGCAAGGCAAGUGAGGUUGAAAUAAAGAGUGGGCCACCCGAGGAAGUUUCCAAGGACUCAGAGAUGGUUGACGAAGUAAAUGCAAUCGUUGUUCCGGAUUCAGACUUUCACAACUUUGAUCUGGACCGAUCUGAAAACUCAUUUGAAGACGAUCAGAUUUGGGCUGCUUAUGACGAUGAUGAUGGAAUGCCUCGGUUUUAUGCCCGCAUCCAAAAGGUGAUUUCUUUGAAUCCCUUUAAGAUGAGAAUCAGCUGGCUUAACACCAAAAGCUGCAGAGAGUUUGGUCCUAUAGACUGGGUAGGCUCUGGUUUUGCUAAAUCAUGUGGGGAUUUUAGGUCAGGGAGGUAUGAGUCAACGGAUACACUAAACGCCUUCUCACAUAAAGUUGAUUUCACCAAAGGUGCAAAAGGACUCCUUCGUAUUCUCCCCAAAAAGGGACAAGUUUGGGCAUUGUAUCGAAACUGGUCCUCUGAGUGGGACAAGGAUACCCCUGAUGAAGUCAUACACAAGUACGACAUGGUGGAAGUUCUUGAUGACUACACUCACGACAAGCAAAAUGUUACCGUGACUCUCUUACUUAAAGCUGAAGGAUUCAGGGCGGUUUUCCGCAGGAGCACAGAUCAGAAGGAUGUGAGAAAGAUUGCAAAGGAAGAAAUGUUUAGGUUCUCUCACCAAGUGCCUCACUACAUUCUCACAGGGGAAGAAGCUGAUAAUGUACCAGAGGGUUGUCUGGAACUAGACCCGGCUGCAACUCCUUGUGAAUUAUAUAAGUGGUCGCACCAUUAAUGCUCCCCUUCCUUGUUGGCUAUUUUUUCCUUGGAUACAUUGUCUACUUCAACCAGAUGGAAGAUGUGUACGAGACUACAUAUGAUACUUGCGGUCGAUUCUGGCCAUUCAUUCAUCACUCUAUCUUCGUCUCACUAAUUCUUAUGCAAGUCACCAUGGUGCGUUGAUAAUCUUGAUCGAGCUUUUUUAGUCGCUCCUUGGCUUCUUCAACUGCUGCCUGCACAAUAGAGUCAACGCAGGGUGAUACCUCGCUGCAGUAAAGUUCCUGUGAAGUCUCUUUAGUAUAGUUGCCUCCAAUACUAACAACAUUAUUGGAUAUUUUGCUGGCAUUGUUGAGCAGAGUAGUAAUCUCCUUGCCUCUGGCUUUGAUAUUUUCAAAAGCUUCUCUUAACUCUUGAGUCUUAUAAUUUAAUUAGCAAAAAUGUUUUAUAUAAAAAGUCUUGUUUUCUUGUGUUAUUUAUAUAAAUCAAUUAU